CGCACCACUUGCCACGGCCUCUGGGUCCGGGGCUCGCAGCCCCACGCUGCUGAGAGCCGGGGCACCCGGGAUUCGCGUCCUUGGGUGCCGCCCCCAGCCGAGGCGCGGAAGUGGGACGCCCUGGCCUCGGGACCACUGUCCUCGCUUUCCCUGCAUUGUCGCGAACGCGGUCCGCGGCGGCCGGCGCGAUGAGUGCCAACGAGGACCAGGAGAUGGAACUGGAAGCAUUACGGUCUAUUUAUGAAGGAGAUGAAAGUUUCCGAGAAUUAAGUCCAGUUUCUUUUCAAUAUAGGAUAGGUGAAAAUGGUGACCCCAAAGCCUUCCUAAUAGAGAUUUCCUGGACAGAAACAUAUCCCCAAACACCUCCAAUUAUAUCUAUGAAUGCCUUUUUUAACAACACCAUAUCAUCAGCUGUAAAGCAGAGUAUAUUAGCCAAGUUACAGGAAGCGGUGGAAGUCAACCUUGGAACGGCGAUGACCUACACGUUAUUUGAAUAUGCCAAGGACAAUAAAGAGCAGUUCAUGGAGAAUCACCAUCCCGUUAAUCUUGCAACAUCAACAAGCAAUACAAUCUCAGUUGAAACUCCUAAUACAAACUCAUCAAGUAAGAAAAAAGACAAAAAAGAACAACUUUCAAAAGCCCAGAAACGUAAGCUGGCAGAUAAAACAGAUCACAAAGGUGAACUUCCUCGGGGUUGGAACUGGGUUGAUGUUGUCAAGCAUUUAAGCAAAACUGGCUCUAAAGAUGAUGAAUAGUGCUUGGAAUUUGAGACAAGGAAAGAAGAUUCUUCACCAAGUAAACUGGGCUCAUAAUCUUUCAUUACUAUUUUAUGGUAUCAAGGUGGCUUUUUAUAAAACAAUUUUUUGUAUGUUUCCUACAUUUAAAAUGUUGUAAGCUGAAAGUUCAUGAAGAGAGCUGGUUGUAUUAAAUUAUUUUCACAAACUUGCCUUAAUAAAAGGUGAAAAUGUUACUGUUUAAUAUACUUUAAAAAGCCUGUCAAGCUUUAUAAAUGGACAAAUAUGGUGAAAAAUAACCAGUGUUAAUUUAUGUGAUCUUAUUCUAGUGGAUGUGGUAUUUUUUAAAGGAAUAUGAAGCCCUUUCAAACUGUCAUCCAAUGGAGUAGAACGUUGACUGAACAGUUACUCCCGAGCAUGAUCCAUUUUAAUAGCCCUCUAAAUAAAGUCUUCAUGUCUUCUUUUGCUUA
Molecule: messenger RNA, 1204 nt
Organism: Otolemur garnettii (small-eared galago)
Lineage: Eukaryota; Metazoa; Chordata; Mammalia; Primates; Galagidae
Gene: RWDD4
Product: RWD domain containing 4
Exons: 8
Coding region: 189-755 (188 amino acids)
Molecular function (GO): protein binding
Source: RefSeq, a predicted model, not a curated record